Messenger RNA from Pelobates fuscus (common spadefoot toad), 1143 nucleotides. It is a transcript of the gene CCDC28B, whose product is annotated as coiled-coil domain containing 28B. The transcript is spliced from 6 exons. Lineage: Eukaryota; Metazoa; Chordata; Amphibia; Anura; Pelobatidae. Gene Ontology annotation, cellular component: centrosome. The coding region runs from base 140 to 709 and encodes 189 amino acids. The record is from RefSeq and is a predicted model, not a curated record.
UGUGACAAGAGGGGAUAGUGGGAUAAACAUUUAGUACUGAGGGAGGCAGUGGCAGUAAACACAGGGAGGAGGCGGCAAGUGUGGCUCCUGGGUGCUGGUGAACAGCUCAAUCAGCUGCAGAUACUUUUGUGUGAAGAUAAUGGAGGACAAAAGGAAGAAGAGAAGCCCCAAAGUGUGUGUAACCCAAACGCUACCCCCAGGACCUUUACGCAAAGUUACAGCUCCUCCUAUUAAGAGUGCUACUUUUAGUCUGGGUAUCCCCCAUCCUCCUUCCCCAAAACAAAGAAACAAAAUCAAGAGGAGUGUAAAGGAGCGUGUGCGACCGCCAGCGCCCUCUGAGGGAGUGAGCCCUGGACCUAGCUUGCAGCAUUCCUUCCUUACAGAUGUAUCUCACGUGUGUGAGAUGGAGGGGGGUCUCCUCAGUCUGCUCAAUGACUUUCACUCUGGAAAACUGCAAGCAUUUGGCCAGGUGUGCUCUUUCGAGCAGUUGGAGCGAGUGCGGGAAAUGCAGGAGCAGCUAGCACGCCUCCAUUUUAGUCUUGAUGUGUGUGCAGAGGAGCUGAGAGAAGAGACACAUGCAGAACGCAACCUGGAGCAGCUCUUAAAUAACCUUGAAGAACUGAGCAAUUCAAUACAAAAAUUAAACUUGGCAGAAAACCAAGAGAACUCACCUUCACCUAGCGAAGAAGUGACAGAGAAUCUCCAGUGAAUGCCAGUGGACUAUACCAUAUUCUGACGACAACAGCACUGUACAAGCUGUAAGUGGGGGGAAUCCACGUAGCAGAGCUUGGCACACACGAAUAACAAAUGACUCGUAUAAUGUGGCGAAAAGUUUGGAGAUGAAGGACAGAGUGUGCGGUAAAGACUGAAAUGUGCUACACUGAUAGUAACAAGGGAGAUGUGAGAGAAGAAAAGUAGUAAAUGCAUGACACAUCCUCCCAGAUGAGAUAGUAUUAGCAUUAAGAAAUUAUUUAAUAAAACAGCGGAGUCCUGAUAGAUCCGGUGAACACUGUGACAUUCUCAGUCUCUCGCAGGUGAGAAGUAAUACUGCUGCACUUUUCCAUUGUGCAAUGUAGACACCAGUGAAUGAAUGUGUAUCUGGUUUCUGCGCGUGUUAGUAUGUUUUAGAUUUUAUAAUAAAUC